Messenger RNA from Oryza sativa Japonica Group (Japanese rice), 1062 nucleotides. RefSeq lists its product as uncharacterized. NCBI's taxonomy places the organism in Eukaryota, Viridiplantae, Streptophyta, Magnoliopsida, Poales, Poaceae. The record is from RefSeq and is a predicted model, not a curated record.
AACCCGAGACGCGCCGGCGCUCCCUCGCCCACAAAAAACCGUAAAAAACCAAGUACUCCCUCCUCCAUCGCUCGCACGCCGUCGCGCGCGCGCACGCACGCACGUCGCCUCCCUCUCCUACACACGCUCGCCCGCCUCUUCCCCGCCAAACAAACCACCCCCCAAAUCUUUUCCUCCCUACCCACUAUAUACGCCAAGAAAACGCAUACAAACAACUCCUCUUCUUCUUCCUAGCUUCCUCCCCUUCCUCCUCCUAGUUCGUGGACACUAGUACGAUGGUUGGGCCGAUCGUGAUAGCGUCGGCGGGGCUGGGGAUGCUGGCGGGGGUGGCCAUGGCGAACCGGACCAUGGGCGGCGGCGGCGACGGGCGGCAGCUGCCGGCGGCGUCGAGGUGGGACGCGCGGCCACGGUGCGCCACGUGCGGCGGCAGCGGCCGCGUCGACUGCCUCUGCAACCGCUGGUCCGACGGCGACUCCGGCUGCCGCACCUGCGCCGGCUCCGGCCGGAUGCCCUGCCGCAGCUGCGGCGGCUCCGGCACCGGCAGGCCGCUCCCCGCCCGCCUCAUCGCCCGCGGCCACCACCACCACCACAACCCGCCGCCGUCGUCAGCGCCGGGACGAGGCGGUGACUACAGCUGAUGAUAGCCAAGCCAAGAAGACAAAAAAGUAUAUAUAUGUACAUGUCCAUAUUCAUGUGUGGAUCUUGAUUAUAUAUAUACAUAUAUGUAUAUAUGUAUCGAUCUUCAUCGUCGAUACUGCUUGCUCAUCUACAAGAUCGACUAUGCAUAUGUUCUUGUGUUGUUCGAGUUGGGAUUGUUAAGUUGAAUUUACACAACUCAAGAAGAUGUGGGGAAAGAAAAAGGAGCUGGGGCGAGAAGCCGACAACUGCAGGUUCAUCAAGUUAGAGGCCAUGGAGAGAUGAAGAUAGGGGGAUAGCUAGCUAGCUAGGCAAGUGAUCAGUUUUGUUGGCCAAGGGAAAGUUGUAGUUCAUUGUUGUGGCUGUAAUAUAUAUGCAUAGAAUUCGUUAUUAUAAAGAUUAAUUUCCAGAUUUGGAUCUUCAUGA